UUUCGUAGACGUCACGGAAAGUAGGCGGGGCGGUAGUGCGUUCUGACGACACAGCUUAAAGAACCAGACCCUGUGAUCCACGUUGCUGAGUGAGGGGUCGCUAUGAGCUGAGUGUCACGGACUCUGCGAGUGGCCUAAAUCGUUCCGGCCGUCUGUCCGCAAGGGUGAGCUGUAGAGCCGCUGUCCGUCGCUUUUGUUUUCUGUCAUCGCUCAGGUGUGGUCAUGUCUUUACCAUGCGUUCCCGCCGUGCCUUUGCUUUUGCUCAGCGCACUGUUGCAACUCACCCUGACGUUGGAUCCCACGACAGCUACAGGCAGAGAACUCAGCGCUGCUUCCUUCCUCCAAGACAUUCUUCAGAGAUACGGAGAGAAUGAGAGGCUCUCAAUGCACCAACUUCAGUCUCUGCUGGAGCGCCUAGAGGUGGGAAAGGGAGGAGGCAACCAACGCAACAUGUCCCAGUGUCUCGGCUCCUCUGCACUAUUUGCAGCGCACAACUUGACCUCUGGGUCGGUGAUGGACGCUAAAGGUUUCCAAAGUUUCUGUCCCACAAUCCUACAGCAGCUAGAGACCCGGGCAUGCCAAGAGACCGUCGCAUUCCAGAAUGAGACCUCCCCUGAGGGAAGACCCAGCACUGGAGAGGUGUGGGGUUAUGGAUUCCUCUGUGUCACCGUCAUCUCUCUCUGCUCCCUCUUUGGGGCUGGAUUAGUCCCAUUUAUGAAGAAAUCAUGUUACAAGCGUCUGCUCCUCUUCUGCAUUGCUCUGGCCAUUGGGACACUGUUUUCCAACGCUCUCUUUCAGCUCAUCCCCGAGGCCUUUGGGUUUAAUCCAUUGGAAGACUCCUAUGUGUUAACCUCAUCCGUGAUCUUUGGUGGCUUUUAUCUCUUUUUCUUCACCGAGAAGGUCCUGAAGAUGCUACUCAAGCAGAAACAUGAGCAUGGGCACAGUCAUUAUUCCGCUGAUGCAAGCAAGCGGGAUGCCGAAGAGGGUGUGACGGAGAAGUUGCAAAAUGGAGACUUGGACCACAUGAUCCCUCCACCCCGGGGCAGCGAGACUGACCUCCAUGGUGAUGAGAAGGCUGUGCAGCAACAGGAUCUGCCUGGGCAGCAAAGUUCCUGCUAUUGGCUGAAAGGCAUCCGUUAUUCUGACAUUGGCACCCUGGCAUGGAUGAUCACACUCAGUGAUGGGCUUCACAAUUUCAUAGAUGGCCUGGCCAUCGGAGCCUCCUUUACUGUGUCUGUCUUCCAGGGAAUCAGCACGUCCAUCGCCAUCCUCUGUGAGGAAUUUCCCCAUGAGCUGGGAGACUUUGUCAUACUGCUGAAUGCAGGUAUGAGUAUUUCCCAGGCUCUGUUUUUUAACUUCCUGUCUGCGUGCUGCUGUUAUCUGGGCCUGGCUUUCGGGAUCCUUGCUGGAAGUCAUUUCUCCUCCAGCUGGAUCUUUGCUCUGGCGGGAGGCAUGUUCCUUUACAUUGCACUUUCUGACAUGUUUCCAGAGAUGAAUGAAGUGAGUAAAGAAGAUGAAGAAGGUGGGCGGGCACUUACUGCUUUUUUGAUCCAAAAUGCAGGCCUCCUCACUGGCUUCGCCAUUAUGCUGUUACUGACAACGUUUUCUGGGCAGAUCCAGCUGGGCUAAUGACAGGGAUUGGGGUAGCUUUCCCUAUUCACCCCUGCCCUGUUCUUCUACAUUAUACAGCGAGGGGAGAUUCCCACACUUCCCUUUUGGAAUGGACCAAAGGUAGAGCUGCUGCACAAAAUGCAAUAGCCAGCAGGGAGUAGUACAACGCUAAUACUACCUUCUACCCUCAUGUGAGCAAGGACUGGAGGGUGCUACCAACUGCUGCUACUGCUUUUCCUAUGAACAAAUGAGUAGAAGGUCUUACCUUUAUAUUCAAACGUAGAACAAAACUUGGCACUUGUGAAAUCAUAAAAGUGAUGACAUGACUAAGCACAGAACUUUCUGCUCCGAUGUCCCUUCGUCUCAUGGACCACAACUGACAUCGUCCCCUGUAUUCCAUCCUACACUGCCCUUUCCCUGAUCUAGUUUUUUCUGAAGAUCUUGGCCCAUAUUUCCUUUGUGAUUGUCUUGUUCGAGGAGACAGGUGAGUACAAUAGUGAACCACAUCACCUCUUCUCCUGAGCACCAUUGGGCCUAGUGGAGGAUCCUGUCCUUUAGUGACUGCUCCAGGAAGUUUUAUCUUAUCAUAUUGAUAAAUUGAUGGGAUUAUACCCACCUCAGAAAGGACCAAUUCCCUUAACUGCAAUGGACAAUUCUUUAUGUAGUUGGCCUGCAAGAACAUUGUCUGGCCCAAGGAAUAUUGCACAGCUGACUCCUUCGGGCUUUCAUCUCUUGCAGUGUCCUUCCUAAAACCUAUUCCCGCUCAUUUCUGAUGAUUGUUCCGUGCAGCAUGUCAAGGUAACUGCCCUUCGGCACGUUCCAGAUUCUGUCCUGACUUUGUUGCUGCUCCUCAUUCUUUCAAACCGAAAACAGUGUUUGUCUUGAAAAGGAGAAGAGAAGCGAAACUUUGUGUGCUGAGUUGUAUGGAAGCAAAACGUCUAGUGUGCAUUAGUAAUAUUAACGGCUUCCUUUUCAGCUACCAUUUUGCUGAGUCCAUUCAAGUGUAUGAUUUUGCCGUAAUUUGUUAUGUAACUCAGGUGUUUGUAUCUAAAAAGAACACACCCAGAGCAUUUACAUUGGCAUUUAUGUUGUACAGGGAAGCUCAGUGUUAGUACUAAUGCCGCUAAACACCAGCAUGUGAACAGGUGAGGGUUCUGUUUAACAACCGCAGAAGUGUUCACAUUCCUAAAUAAGUGUGGAUCGCAAGGCUUACAGUAGUGUUCUAUUCUCUCCUUCCUGUGUGAUUUACCAUCUCAGGUUCAACAAUAAAGUCGUAUAAAUUCGA
Xenopus laevis (African clawed frog) is the source of this 2896-nucleotide messenger RNA. RefSeq names its product solute carrier family 39 (zinc transporter), member 14 L homeolog (gene slc39a14.L). Bases 223 to 1629 code for a protein of 468 amino acids. Gene Ontology annotation, biological process: intracellular monoatomic cation homeostasis; metal ion transport; bicarbonate transport. The transcript has 9 exons. Gene Ontology annotation, cellular component: basolateral plasma membrane; early endosome membrane; apical plasma membrane. The record is from RefSeq and is a predicted model, not a curated record. Gene Ontology annotation, molecular function: monoatomic cation:bicarbonate symporter activity; zinc ion transmembrane transporter activity; metal ion transmembrane transporter activity. NCBI's taxonomy places the organism in Eukaryota, Metazoa, Chordata, Amphibia, Anura, Pipidae.